This is a messenger RNA of Abrus precatorius (Indian licorice), 1581 nucleotides long. Its product is annotated as calcium and calcium/calmodulin-dependent serine/threonine-protein kinase. Gene Ontology annotation, cellular component: nucleus; cytoplasm. The record is from RefSeq and is a predicted model, not a curated record. Gene Ontology annotation, molecular function: calcium-dependent protein serine/threonine kinase activity; calcium ion binding; calcium/calmodulin-dependent protein kinase activity. The transcript has 7 exons. Gene Ontology annotation, biological process: protein autophosphorylation; intracellular signal transduction; peptidyl-serine phosphorylation. NCBI's taxonomy places the organism in Eukaryota, Viridiplantae, Streptophyta, Magnoliopsida, Fabales, Fabaceae. Bases 1 to 1581 code for a protein of 526 amino acids.
AUGGGACAAGAAACCAGAAACCUCUCAGAUGAGUACGAGGUUUCAGAAGUCCUAGGUAGAGGUGGAUUUUCUGUUGUCAGAAGAGGCACAAAAAGAUCAAGCAGUGAGAAUAAAACCCAUGUAGCUAUCAAAACACUGAGAAGAUUAGGUAACCCUUCUUCUUCUUCUUCCUCGGCUGGGUUACACCGACCAAAAGGUGGAGAGAAGAGCACAGCAGCUAUGAUGGGGUUCCCCACAUGGAGACAAGUGUCAGUCUCAGAUGCCUUGCUCACGAAUGAGAUUCUUGUGAUGAGGAGGAUAGUGGAGAGUGUUUCACCACACCCCAAUGUGAUUGACCUCUAUGAUGUGUAUGAGGACUCAAAUGGGGUCCAUCUUGUGUUGGAGCUAUGUUCUGGUGGGGAAUUGUUUGAUAGGAUUGUGGCACAAGAUAGGUACUCAGAGACUGAAGCUGCAGGUGUGGUUCGCCAGAUAGCAUCAGGAUUAGAGGCUAUUCAUAGAGCUAACAUUGUCCAUAGGGACUUGAAACCUGAGAAUUGCUUGUUCUUAGAUGUGACCAAGGACUCUCCUCUUAAGAUCAUGGACUUCGGGUUGAGUUCUGUUCAGGAGUUUACUGACCCAGUUGUUGGUUUGUUUGGAUCCAUUGACUAUGUUUCACCAGAGGCUCUAUCUCAAAGAAACAUUACUACCAAGAGCGACAUGUGGUCUCUGGGAGUAAUUCUAUAUAUCUUACUCUCUGGGUAUCCACCUUUCAUUGCUCAGUCUAAUCGUCAAAAGCAACAAAUGAUAAUGAAUGGGAGUUUCAGUUUCUAUGAGAAGACUUGGAAGGGCAUUUCCCAUUCAGCAAAGCAACUAAUUUCAGAUCUUCUGACUGUUGAUCCUACUAGGAGACCUAGUGCUCAAGAUCUUCUGUGUCAUCCAUGGGUCUUAGGGGACAAAGCCAAAGAUGUUGCAAUGGACCCUGAGAUAGUCUCAAGGUUGCAGAGCUUCAAUGCAAGACGCAAACUGCGUGCAGCUGCAAUUGCUAGUGUAUGGAGCACCACAAUAUUCUUGAGAACCAAAAAGCUGAAAUCCUUGGUAGGAACACACGAUCUCACUGAAGAGGAAAUAGAAAAUCUCAGGAUAAAUUUUAAAAAGAUAUGUGUAAGUGGAGACAAUGCGACUCUGUCAGAGUUUGAGGAGGUGCUGAGAGCAAUGAAAAUGGCAUCAUUGAUCCCUUUAGCACCACGAAUAUUUGACUUGUUUGACAACAACCGUGAUGGAACAGUUGACAUGCGUGAGAUACUGUGUGGCUUUUCCAGCUUCAAAAACUCCAAAGGAGAUGAUGCUCUCCGUUUGUGCUUCCAGAUGUAUGACACGGAUCGAUCUGGGUGCAUCACUAAAGAAGAAGUAGCAUCCAUGCUCAGAGCUUUGCCAGAAGAGUGUCUUCCAGCUGAUAUAACGGAACCUGGGAAAUUGGAUGAAAUAUUUGACAGAAUGGAUGCCAACAGUGAUGGAAAAGUUACCUUUGACGAAUUCAAAGCUGCCAUGCAGAGAGAUAGCUCUCUCCAAGACGUGCUUCUCUCUUCUCUUCGCCCCCACUAG